AAAAUUGUUGAAAAACUUCACGGUGGUCUAUUGGGGGCUGUCGGUGGAAGAAUUUUCUGUCAAUAAAAAAGGGUUCUGUGUGAUUAUUUCCUGAAGUAGGAUAGAAAAAAUGGAUAAGAAUCAUAUUGAUGGGAAUACUGCGAUAAAUCAAGAUGAACUAAUCUUACAGCAACAGCGACAAAUUGAGAAGGAGAUCUCUGAGACAACACCGCUAGUUAGCGAAUUGCAAACCAUCUCAACACUAGAUGCCGAAUACAACGAUGAUCCCGUUUACAGUUCCAAAGUGAAGGAUUUGGCGUCAAAAUAUGAAGCACUGAGGCACACGCGUCCGGAUGGGAAUUGUUUCUUCAGGGCUUUUGCAUACUCAUACCUUGAGUAUCUCAUAAAUAACCGCGAAGAUUAUGAGCAAUUCAAGGAGAAGGUAGCAAGCUCGAAGGAAAGAUUGAUCUCUCUGGGACUGCCACAGUUUACACUUGAGGAUUUCUAUGAAACAUUCAUGGAGGUUAUUCAGCGUGUGGCACCACCGGAAAAUGCCGAUGAGGACAAUAGUGGUGCCCUGAGUGAAUUACAUCGUCUCUUCAAUGAGCAGGGCUUCUCAGACUACGUCGUGGUGUACUUGAGGCUCAUCACAUCGGGGCAAAUUGAGGAGAAUGCCGACUUCUAUGCGGAUUUCAUCGGUGGCUAUGCAUCCGUCAAGGAGUUCCGUCAUCAGGAAGUUGAACCCAUGUACAAGGAAUCCGACCACAUUCACAUUAUUGCAAUCUGUACUGCCCUCGGUGUUGGUGUUCGCGUUGAGUACAUGGACCGCGGGGAUGGUGGCCAGGUGAAAGCACACGAUUUCCCCGAGGACAAGACCCCCCGGGUGUACCUCCUCUACCGACCCGGACACUACGAUAUCCUCUACCCAAAGGUAAGCACACCGACUGAUGACAUCCCAGAUUCGUAAAAUAAAGAUGAGGAGCGCUCCCUCAACUGGCUGGUGAGAUUUUCCAUUAAAUACAUCUUUUUUUUUCAAAUAUCUCGCUACUAAAUAAAUUUAUUUCCUAUAACGAAAA
Lutzomyia longipalpis is the source of this 1055-nucleotide messenger RNA. Its product is annotated as ubiquitin thioesterase otubain-like. Gene Ontology annotation, biological process: protein K48-linked deubiquitination. The record is from RefSeq and is a predicted model, not a curated record. Lineage: Eukaryota; Metazoa; Arthropoda; Insecta; Diptera; Psychodidae. Gene Ontology annotation, cellular component: nucleus. Bases 110 to 946 code for a protein of 278 amino acids. Gene Ontology annotation, molecular function: cysteine-type deubiquitinase activity; ubiquitin binding. The transcript has 3 exons.